ACACAUUGAUAAAAAUCACACUUGGAUUUGGAAAGAUUUCUGCAUGAUCAGAUAUCCCAGUUCCGUCAACAGAAGAGUAAAUCUACUUCUCUUGAGCGAACGGGACUAGAAUGAGUAAUUAAAAAGUUUUAAACUUUUGAAUAUCGCGCCAUUAACUAAGGGGGCGUGUCCAAUAUGUGAAACGUUGAUUGGGCGUCCCAUGGCCUACUUCCGUAAAUAACAAAGAUGGCUUUUCGAAGGUUGCAAGUUUCACAAAUAACCAAGUGCUUUACCAGACAAUGCAAGGGUGUAUUCGCUCCAAAACAAAGUAGUCGUGUACCCAUCGUUCUUCAGCACAGAGGGAUCAUAAGCACGGCUGAUGACUUGCUAAAGACUCGUCGGAAAACUGGUGUGUUGGACAGUUCCAUAAGUUGGAUUGACACAGAUUUUGAUAAUAAGCACGGUACAGCUGAUCGAGCAGUUGUAUUCCUCCAUGGCAACCCAACCUAUUCGUAUAUAUGGCGUAAUAUUAUUCCCCAUGUGAGCCCGAUCGCUCGUUGUAUCGCCCCUGAUCUUAUCGGAAUGGGCCACUCCGAUAAACUUCCUAUGGGUGCGCAGUAUCGUUUUAUGGACCAUUAUCGCUAUUUAUCAUCAUGGAUGCAUAUGGCGAAACUACCAAAGAAAAUAACACUAGUUACACAUGAAUGGGGCUCUGCUCUCGGGUUUGACUGGGCGUCUAAGCAUCCUAAACGAAUUGAAGGAAUUGUGCACAUGGAAAGCAUUAUGAAACCAAUGCAAUCGUGGGAAGAUUGGCCAGAAGUUGGCCGUAAAAUUUUCCAAAUGAUUCACUCGAAGGCUGGUGAUGACAUUGUCUUAAACAAGAACCUUUUCAUUGAAAAACUACUUCCGAAUAACAUAAUACGAGACUUGACUUUUGAGGAAUUAACGUCAUACAGGCGGCCAUUUUUAAAAGAAGGUGAGCCACGACGAGCUCAGUUAACUUGGAUACGGGAACUUCCCUUCGUUGAAAAAAUCAAAGGUCAACAUGAUCAUGGUAACGUUGACACCAUCCAAUACUUCAUGCAAUGGUUGAGAAAAACAGACGACAUCCCAAAAUUGUACAUAGCGGCAGAUCCCGGAUACUUGACACCUGUGAUGGCAAGCACUGCAGAAAGACUACCUAAUCAGAAGAAAGUUACAGUCGAAGGACUUCAUUAUCUUCAAGAGGACUCCCCAGAUGACAUUGGAAAAGCUAUAGCUGAGUUUCUCGUAAAUGAUGUCUAUAAAGACUAAUAGAUGUCAGUCAGGUACAUUCUACCUUGCUAUGGAUUAAUAAAUAAUUGGCAGCUUCAUUUAGCAUUUAAAAUGUAGUAACUGAAAGACCAUUGAUUUUGGUCUCUAAAUCAUAAUUAUGUCGAUGGAGUUAGAUCCUGACUCUAAAAAUGAAAUAAUAACAUUUAUGUGGUGAUGAAAUUCAAAGGGUGGUGGCACAAUAUUAGCAUGAAAUAACGAUGAACAAUGUUCAGUAAGGCUAAGGAAAUUUAAUUCUAUGUUUAGCAUGAAAUAAGAUAAGGCCAAGGUAAUUUAAUUCUAUGUUUAGCAUGAAAUAAAGAUGUUCAGUAAGGCUAAGGACAUUUAAUUCUAUGUUUGGCAUCAUAAUUAGACUAUGUAGUUGCAUAGAAAAAUAGGCGAACUAAAGAAACGAGGCAGAACUUUUCACAGUUUAAGUCUGAAAAUCCUCCAGUAAUAUUUUUAAGUGAAAUUUUGGUGAUGCAGUAGCCAAAAUCAUCAGGAGUCAAAAAAGUGGGCGAAAAAGCUAAACACUUUAUUUCCUUAGCCUAGUUUAUGAUGCAUUUUAAACUAUGAUUCUGUUAUCUACCUCAUGUAAAGGCCAUGCCUCAGAGCAUCACUGGUCUCUUAAAAUUGCACAAUGUAAUAAAAAGGGUAAUGCUACCCAACAACCAUUAUUUAACAACUCACCUGAAUUGAACAUCUAUAAGAAAAAACAAAAGAUAGUAAAACCUGGAUAUCUGAAUACCUCUCAAUGUGAACACUUUCCUCUUUGCGAAUUUUGUUAGCUCCUAUAAACUCACAUUUUAUUCAGGUUUUCACAGCAACUUUCAGAUUUGAAAGGUUUUACUAUAGCUUCGUUAUAUUAAUUGACUUAUUAUUUAAGAUUGUAAACUUAAGACAGUUUCAUGGAAUUGAAUUUUGUAAUUUUUGCAAGAUUUUCCCAGAGAUACAUGCAGCUACA
Molecule: messenger RNA, 2233 nt
Organism: Owenia fusiformis
Lineage: Eukaryota; Metazoa; Annelida; Polychaeta; Sabellida; Oweniidae
Source: the annotation of a GenBank genome assembly